AAAUGUUGUUUGCUUUAACGAUCUUGAUUCACUUUGGUGGAAAUCUGAUCAAUUGCAAUGAAGAUAUUCCCAUUUGUGACGAGCAAUUAAAACAACUGAAAGAAGACGUGAAAGACUGGGAAAAGAGAUGUGUGAAUGAAAGUCUGGAAAACUUGGAUGAAAUGGAACGAUAUUUUACUGAAAGUCAACGAUCUGACAAUGAAACUCAACGAUAUUUCAAUGAACGUCGACGUGAGAAUAAUUCCUCUGGUUGCACAGCAGAAAAAGAAUAUCUCCAGGAGAGAAUGCGUAUGCACUCAGAGAUGUGCUUCUAUGACGGACCUUAUCCUGAGCAAUAUAUGUUUUUGGCGAAGGACACUGCAAUCUUGGCUGUCGAUUUAACGACGCUGGAUGCGACAGUCGUCGUAGGUGGAAAAAGAAAUAUAUGGACGCUGGACAUUGACAUGAAAAAUAAGAAAAUAUAUUUUGCGGAAUUGGAUAAAGAGAUUCGUCGGGCAAAUUAUGAUGGAACUUCUGAAGAAAUCGUUGUGAAGGAUGCUAAGACACGGAGAUUAACAAUUGAUUGGAUAGGACGUCGUAUAUUCUGGAGUGAUUGGAGGAAGAAUAUCAUUAACGUGGCGACUUUAGAUGGUAAAGACAGCAGAACGCUGAUUAAAACUCUCGAGCCUUUGGAUAUAGCAAUUGACCCCAUCGAAGGAUAUUUGUUUUGGAUUGAGUAUAAUGGAGGAAAGGUAAUGCGAAGACACUUGGCUGCUAAAAAGGAAAAACAAGUAUAUGGUUUCAACAGAAAUGGUGUUUACUAUCUGGCUCUGGAUUACAACAGGAAGCGAGUGUACACGUACGAGAGAAGGGGAACAGAUAACGUCAUAAUUGAAAUGGAUUACGAUGGCCGCAACAGCAAUCAGACAACUAAUUAUGGUUCAGCUGUUGUUGGGGGAAUGAUGUCAGUGGACGUUAUUGGAGAUUUUCUUUACUGGAAAGAAAGAAUUUCACCCAUUGUCAUAAAAAUGAAUGUCACCAGCAGAAAUAUAUCUCGUUAUAUUCCGUUACCAAAAGGCUUCGACGUGAGAAAGCUUCUCGUCGUAGACAAAGAUCGACAGCCUGAAGGUGGAUGCCAAAAUGUUUCAUGUCGUCACGGCUACUGUUUGAAUAUUAAUGGUACUGAUAAAUGUCACUGUGAUAACGGCACAAAAUACGAUGGAGAGUCUUGCACAGAUAUUGAUGAAUGUUUAUCAUCUCCAUGCAUUAAUCAUACUGGUUUCUUGAAGUCAUGCAACAACACUCCAGGAUCUUACGUCUGUAUGUGCGAGAACGGAAUUUAUAUAAACGGAAGAGGAUGUGCAGCCAACUCUGAACUGAAAAUAAGAUUGAAUGGUUCAAGUAACAAUAAUAAUAUGAGUGGAAGAGUGGAAAUCUAUCAUCCAACACUUGGCUGGGGCACAGUGUGUUAUUGGCGCGAAUUCUUAACAGGUAUGAAGAUUACUGACGGUAACGUCACCUGUCGUCAGUUGGGUUUCUCUGGAGCGACCGAGAUCAGACCCUUGGCUCACUAUGGCAAAGGAAGUGGUUAUGUAUUGCUUUCUAAUGUUCAAUGCUCUGGUGAUGAAUCAUUCAUCUGGGAUUGCAGUCAUAAUGGAUGGAAUAAUCCUCCCUGGUACUGCGACCAUGGUCGUGAUGUCGGUGUGGAUUGCUACUGAGAUCACAAUCAUUCAAGGACACUGGGUUAGAUAAUAGACUAGAUUUUCUUUUUCUUGCUGCUUACAUAGUUAAUAAUAUAUGGUCUGUAAUUUGACUAAACGGCCGAGCUUCAAUUGCUUUAAUAAGAUAAAAAGGAGUUGGGACGCGACUGCAGAAAACAACGGCGACGUCUAGGAUAAAAUAUCGGUACUGCGUGACAUGCGACCACUGCACACUAACACAUCCCAAGACACCAAUGACUGGUCUAAACAUAAAUAUCUUACUGAAAAUUUAAUUGAAAUUAAGGCAUUUCAUACUAAAAGUGGUACAUACUGACUAUAUGAUAUAAAUAUACGUAUGAACAAUCCAUCUUUUCAUUGGUUUAAUCACAAAAAAAAUUUAAUCGAUUGUGAGUUUCGUCCGCUGUAAAAGAGAUAUAAAACAACAUUGAAUCCGAAGAUUAAAAUUCUGAUAUAUUUCAGCUUGAUUAUGCUCAUAAUCGGUUUGUUUCAUUUUAUAACAACGAGUUCCCACAAGCAUUUCGAGUUGGAAAGGCGUACGUCGCGGGUUUGAUUUCACUAGGGAUGUAAAUUACCUAGAAAAUUUUGAGUAUAGCAACAUUUUAUCAAAAUAAAUUGGUUAAAUUUUAUCAAAAUUCCUAAAAUUCAAAAAUUUUCUUUAAUUUCGCUAAAAACUCUGAUAUAAAGCCAGGCAAUUUGUAUUCGCGAGUUUGCUAAUGUGGAUCAUGACAGCGCAGUGUAGCGGAUUUCACGUAAAUUACGCGCGCGGCGGAGCAAUGUGUAAUAAUAACGGCAUCCCUCAAUUAACCUACUGGGAAUUAACAUGGUGUGGAAGGUUCGGUUGUAUGUGUAGUUCGUAAUGAGGGACACGUCUUCACCUAACCAUUCAACCUCUUAAGUAUGGUGACGUCAUCCGAGAUUUAUAGCGAGUAUAGCCUGCGUCUAUAGAAGUCAAUCUUGAGCAAAAAUAGGUGAGAGGAAAUUCUUUGUUUCCCAUUAUACCGAUGAUACUUACGAGAGACACCAUUUUACUUUUGUUUCCAAGCUCUCAACAGCAAUCAUCUGGAACAAAUUGCUUAAAUACAAAAGAAAAGGGUAAAUUCGCUGCCGUGAAAAACAUCGUUCUGAAUAUAACCAGACAAAUUGAUCCACGACGCGAGAUUGAGCGCAAAAAACAAUCAAGAAAGCAUUCAAAGAACAUGCUUUUAGCUGUACCAAUGCAUGAUGCAUGGACUAGUCAGGAAAUGUCAAAAGUUGCGAAAUAUUUUCCACGUCCCUGACAGACACGGCUAAAAUAGCAAACCCCUAACGACGCAGCCGCGGAAAAUGCCUACGUAAAGAUUCACGUUGCUAAAGCUUCUUGGACUUGAGUAUGCUAAUUUUCACAAAAUCCGCGCUAAACAAUUUCGAAGACGUUGCUUUUGUAUUCAGCGGAAGCGGUUCCUGUUUGAGCGAUUUGAUUGUAAUUAUUAUAUAUUUGAUGUUUUAUAAUUGCUCCGCAAAAAAAACAAUUUCUUCAAAGCGAACAAAUCCUUCGUAUAAUCAUGUUUAUCAUGACUUUAACGGGUUAUAAAUAGUAAUUUUGACAAGGUAAUCUUACUGAAAGAUUGCUUUAUCAUGCAAAACGCGAAAAAAUACAUGUAAUGGCUUUAGUCGAGUUUCCAGACCAUAUAUUUAUUUCAGGGACAGUGGAGCAGGGUGGGAAAGGGGGAUGUGGAGCUGUUUCUCAAAUAACUUUCCUAUUUCAAUGACUUGGGAAACAUAUUGAAGUGCAGCAGCUUAAUUUGAAUAAUUUCCGCGGUUGUGGCAAGUUGGAAAACCCUCACAUUGGAGUUUGUUCAACGAAUCGUAGGUUUAGACCCUCAAUCCGAUAUUUUCUCCCCGGUCCCUGUGAUCAGUUUAAUGCUUCGUGCUAAAUAUUGUAAUUCUAAAAUAAGAUGCUAUCAUCGUAAUUAAGGUUGAAAGAAAAAAGCCGUUGCACCAUAAACAAGAACUCACUAAAAUCUAAUUCCACGAAAAAAUGUUUUGAAGCACCGUCAGCAGUACGUAAUGAAUGUUUUUGCCCUGUGGAUGAAUUGAAAUGAUAAUCCAGUUUACUUGAAGAGAAUUGUUGUUCAGGACAAACACAUAGCAAUUAGUGAAAAACAUCAUGUUUUGACGAAAGAGAAAGAAAAUACUGUUUAUCUGGACAAAGUCAUAUUUUGGUGAAAAAAGGGAAUAAAUAUUGACUAAUGCGGUGCAACAUGCCAUAAUCUCCCUUGACUUUAUGGUAUGAAAGACAUAUCGUAUAUGGUGCAACUCGCUCUAUAUUUCAUUUAGAUUAGAAUUUGUAGCAUUUGUAGUAUUGUAUACAACAGUAUUUUGUAGUUUUUAGACGCGUCUCAAUGAAAGAUUGUCAGUCAGCAUGUUGGUCAGUCAGUCGGUUCCUACUUAAGUUUUAAAGUUGAAGGAACUUUGUGUUAAUGCUUAUAAGAACUAAUUUGUGUAAAUGAUCAUGGCUGAUAAUUGAAAGACGCGUCAUUAGCGCUUAUUUGAUUCUUGUUCUUGUUAUAUUAUAAUCAAUUAUGUAAUUAGUAUAGCGCUGUCGUAACUGGCAGUUGCUAUUGAAUUUCCACCCAGUAAAAGUUUAAAAAUUCCAACUUUCUUGUGUUGUCUUAAUUCUGCUAAGUUAUCU
Messenger RNA from Dendronephthya gigantea, 4371 nucleotides. Its product is annotated as low-density lipoprotein receptor-related protein 1B-like. The coding region runs from base 3 to 1697 and encodes 564 amino acids. Lineage: Eukaryota; Metazoa; Cnidaria; Anthozoa; Malacalcyonacea; Nephtheidae. The record is from RefSeq and is a predicted model, not a curated record. Gene Ontology annotation, molecular function: calcium ion binding. Gene Ontology annotation, cellular component: membrane. The transcript has 6 exons.